Messenger RNA from Staurois parvus, 248 nucleotides. The record is from the annotation of a GenBank genome assembly. Lineage: Eukaryota; Metazoa; Chordata; Amphibia; Anura; Ranidae.
CCCAUCAGUGCUGCCUUUCAGUGCCCAUAAUUGCCACCUGUCAGUGCCCAUCAAUGCCACAUACCAGUGCCCAACAGUGCACAUCAAUGCCAUAUACCUGUGUCCAUCAGUGCACAUUAAUGCCACAUAUCAGUGCCCAUCAGAGCUGCCUUUCAGUGCCAACUAUCAGCGCCAUCAGUGCCCCUUUCAGUGUCCAUCAGUGCUGCCUAACAGUUCCAAUCAAUGCUGCCUAUCAGUGCCAGUCAGUG